Molecule: messenger RNA, 1553 nt
Organism: Xenopus laevis (African clawed frog)
Lineage: Eukaryota; Metazoa; Chordata; Amphibia; Anura; Pipidae
Gene: oprd1.S
Product: opioid receptor delta 1 S homeolog
Exons: 3
Coding region: 258-1379 (373 amino acids)
Biological process (GO): G protein-coupled opioid receptor signaling pathway; neuropeptide signaling pathway; G protein-coupled receptor signaling pathway
Cellular component (GO): plasma membrane; neuron projection; membrane
Molecular function (GO): G protein-coupled opioid receptor activity; neuropeptide binding; peptide binding
Source: RefSeq, a predicted model, not a curated record
AAAGAAAAGAGUGAGGGGGUGGCUCUAUUGAAGGGGGAAAGGAGAAUGAAGUGGGUAGAAGAGGAGGAUCUGACAACAAGGGAGGGUGCCUUUUUCUCUCUCCCACUCCCUCUUAUUCUCUCAGUUUGCUUCGACUUGAUCAUCCGCUCCUCGGCAUCCUCUCUUCUGUCUCCCUGGCAACAGAGACUCGGGUACCACUUCUAUUCAGAAUCCGUGCAGCAGAGACCAGGAGCGAGUACCUUCUCCCCUGCUUGGAUAUGGAUCUGGAACUGGAACUGUCCACAUCUAGGCUGUACUCAGACUUUCUCUCCUACAAUGCUACUCAAAAUCUCUCCUCAUCAAUCCUGCCCAAUACCAGCCAAACUACCCAAGGACAAGGGGUUUCCAGGAAUCAUGCUUCUAUUAUAAUGGCAGUGGCAAUCACUGCUCUUUAUUCUGUGGUUUGCGUAGUGGGACUUCUCGGCAAUGUCCUGGUCAUGUAUGGGAUUGUGAGAUAUACCAAGAUGAAAACAGCCACCAACAUCUACAUCUUCAACCUUGCUUUGGCUGAUGCUCUAGCCACUAGCACCCUUCCCUUUCAGAGUGCUAAGUAUCUUAUGGAAACAUGGCCCUUUGGGGAAGCUCUCUGCAAAGUGGUCCUAUCAAUAGACUACUACAACAUGUUCACCAGUAUUUUCACACUGACCAUGAUGAGCGUGGAUCGUUACAUUGCUGUAUGCCACCCUGUACGAGCACUGGAUUUUCGAACUCCCUCCAAGGCUAAAGCUAUCAACGUUUGCAUCUGGAUCUUGUCAUCUGUCAUAGGGGUUCCAAUAAUGGUAAUGGCAGUGACCAAGACUAACAAAGCUGGAACAAUCACCUGUACCCUCCAGUUCCCACGUCCUGAUUGGUACUGGGACACUGUAACUAAAAUUUGUGUCUUCAUAUUCGCUUUUGUCAUACCGGUCUUGAUAAUCACUAUGUGCUACGGGCUGAUGAUCCUGCGCCUGCGCAGUGUCCGCCUUUUAUCUGGCUCUAGGGAAAAAGAUAGAAAUUUACGACGAAUAACCCGCAUGGUCCUUGUGAUUGUGGCUGCAUUCAUAAUCUGCUGGACACCCAUCCAUAUUUUUGUCAUUGUGUGGACAAUGGUAGACAUCGACAAGAGGAAUCCUUAUGUUGUAGCAAGCUGGCAUUUCUGCAUUGCCCUCGGUUAUACAAAUAGCAGUCUUAACCCUGUCCUUUAUGCCUUCUUGGAUGAGAAUUUUAAGAGAUGUUUUCGAGAGUUUUGCCUUCCAUUCCGUUCUCGUGCUGAGCAGAGCAGCUUUAGCAGAGCCCGUAACACUACCCGGGAUCAAGUGUCCACCUGUGCCCAAUCUCAUGCUCCAGACAAGCCGGUAUGACUAGACAUGGAUGGGCGAAGGAGAGGAUCCAGAGGCCGCAGAGGAGAAGAUUUGAAUUCUGAAGUCACUCAGGUUACCAGCACUACUGAAUUUUAGCAGCAUAUUUUCUUACCAAGGACAGGACAAUAACUUAUGAAUGAAAAAUCAGAUACAAGCUUUAUGAAUAUUCCCCUU